AUGUCAAAACCGGUAGCUAUCGUAACAGGUGCAGGCUCUGGCAUCGGCGAAGCAGUAGCAACCCAUCUGUACAGCAAAGGCUAUAAAGUCGUCAUCGCAGACCUGAAUCCAUCAUCGGGCGAACGUGUAGCCGCAAGCCUUGGCCCCGACGCGAUUUUCCACCAAACCGAUGUUUCCUCCUAUAAAUCGCAAGCACAGCUCUUCAAGCGCGCUUACGAAUGGGGCGGCAACCGUCUGGACUUUUGCCAUGCAAAUGCUGGUAUCGACGAUAGACAGAAUAUCUUUGAGGAUAUGGACAAGGAAGAGGUGGAUGAAGAAGGUCUGGUGAAGAAGUUGAACACGAAGACUAUGGAAGUCAACCUCGAGGGCGUGAUGCAGGGAUUGUGGCUGUUCAAGUAUUAUGUUAGAAGAAGCAAGGAGGCAGGUGGUGGGAAGGGCAAAUUUGUCGCCACGAGUAGUGCGGCCGGUUUAUAUUCCAUGAUACAAUGCCCCCAGUACACAGCCAGCAAGUAUGGCGUGGUGGGUCUGUGCCGCGCCUCUGGACCCGUAUUCGUCAAGGAGGGCAUCACAGUUAACGCAAUCUGCCCAGCCUUUAUUCCAACAAACCUCUGUCCUCCAGAAGUCGCAAAGCGCUGGCCUAAAGAGCACAUUACGCCUUUGUCAACAGUGAACAAGGCUAUUGAUGCUUUUUUAGCAGAUGACACAUUGACCGGCCAGGCUGUAGAGUUGUCUCAAGAGAAUAUCUAUUUUAGGCAGCCGGUCGAUUACCCGAACGAAAGCCAGCGGUGGAUUGGCGAGGAGAGUGAUAAGAUCUGGAAUUUAGGCUACCAGGAACCACCAAAGAGGCAAGGAUACUGA
Messenger RNA from Alternaria arborescens, 858 nucleotides. RefSeq lists its product as hypothetical. Gene Ontology annotation, molecular function: oxidoreductase activity, acting on the CH-OH group of donors, NAD or NADP as acceptor. Gene Ontology annotation, cellular component: cytoplasm. Lineage: Eukaryota; Fungi; Ascomycota; Dothideomycetes; Pleosporales; Pleosporaceae. The transcript has 2 exons. The record is from RefSeq and is a predicted model, not a curated record. The coding region runs from base 1 to 858 and encodes 285 amino acids.